GCAGAUUCCAACCUCCCCAUGUUACAAGUUCCCCCUUUACCUGUCCCCACCAUCCACAAAUGUUAUAAAAACCCACUUCCCUCCAUUCCCUCUCCUUCAAUUACUCAUCAAAUCCCUCAUUACUUCCUUAUCCUCUGAUCAUUGUUUCCUUAUAAUCACAGCUCCUAACCCAUUAGUCCUCUCUUUCUCAUCAACAAAAUACACUUCCCAAAUUAUAAGCACACAAAACAAUCAGGCUACAAAAUGUGCAGCACCAAGGCCAAAGUAACUGUAGGCCUAGAAGCCACAACCACAAUUCCUUGGGCUAGAAUCAAUGGCAGGCCUGUCCUUCAACCAACUUGUAAUAGAGUUCCUAACCUUGUUGAGGGGAGAAAUUCAAUCAAGAAAGUGCCACCAAAGUCACUUUCUCCACCAUCACUUCCACUUCCAACCAAGACUUCAUCUACACCCCCAAUUUCUCCUAAAUCAAAGUCCCCAAGGCCUUCAGCAGUAAAGAGAGGCAAUGAGAGUAAUGUGCUGAACUCAAGUUCUGAAAAGAUUGCAACCCCAAAAAAUUCCACAAGAACCCCAACUCUUGAGAGGAAGAAGUCCAAGAGUUUUAAGGAUACUGCCAUUUCUGCUUCUGCUGAGGCAUCAUUGAGUUACUCUUCCAAUUUGAUCACUGAUGCCCCAGGGAGCAUAGCUGCAGUGAGGAGAGAACACAUGGCACUGCAGCAUGCACAGAGAAAAAUGAAGAUUUCUCAUUAUGGAAGAUCAAAGUCUGCAAAUUUUGAAAGAGUUGUUCCUCUUGAUUCUUCAAUCAAUCUCACAUCAAAGACAAUUGAGGAGGAGAAGAGAUGCAGCUUCAUCACUGCCAAUUCAGAUCCCAUUUAUGUUGCUUAUCAUGAUGAACAAUGGGGAGUUCCAGUCCAUGAUGACAAGAUGUUGUUUGAACUUCUUGUUCUAAGCGGGGCACAGGUUGGAUCUGAUUGGACUUCAAUCUUGAAGAAACGCCAAGAUUUCAGGACUGCGUUUUCAGAAUUUGAUGCAGCAACUGUAGCAAAUUUCACAGAUAAGCAAAUGGUGUCUAUUAGUUUGGAAUAUGGCAUUGAUAUAAGCAGAGUUAGAGGAGUUGUUGAUAAUGCUAACCAAAUUUUAGAGAUUAUCAAGAACUUUGGCUCAUUUGACAAAUACAUAUGGGGUUUUGUGAAUCACAAACCAAUCUCCACUCAAUACAAGUUCAGCCACAAGAUCCCAGUCAAGACAUCAAAAUCAGAGAGCAUAAGCAAAGACAUGAUCAGAAGGGGGUUUAGGUUUGUAGGCCCAACAGUGCUUCAUUCAUUUAUGCAGGCAGCUGGACUCACCAAUGACCAUUUAAUUACAUGCCACAGGCACUCCCAAUGCUCCUUAUUGGCAUGAUCUCACCGCCAUUAAUUUUAACCAAGGAAGAACAAAUUGACCAAGUAACAAAAGUUAUGCAAUGUAGGGUGAAGAUGAAGAGCAUAGAUUAUGUGUAAUAUGCUAACUAUAGUUCACUUUCAGUUAAUCCUUUAUGUAUAAUAUUAGAUUAGAUAGGAGAAAAAAAAAGGUUUUCUAUUUGUGUGACAUGAGUGACAGUUUGAGUUUGGUUUGCAUAGACAAUUGAGGGGAAAAUGAUUAUUAGAGAGAAGAAAAAAGUUUAGGAUUCUAAUUGAUUCUGAAGUGGAAUCAAUUAUUUGAAGAAGCUUAUAUGAAUUGAUUUUGAGAAAAUAGAAGCUGAUCCAAACAUGGUUGUGAAGUGGUGGGAGGCUAUGGGAGGGGGCAGUGACCAUGUGCAUGUGUGCAAGUGUGAGGCAAGGGCAUGUGAGGUGUUCAGUUUGCUUUACAUCGCAUUAUUAUUUGAUUCCAUGUAACAGGCUGUGUGUGUGGGAUACUUGAAAAGGGGAGUGUAGGACCAUGCACCCUCCUUUUCAUUCUGUUGCUUUGUUUAUGGGAUUGUUAUCUUUCCUGUAUUCUCUAACUUUUUGGUUAUGGGGAAUAUUUGGGGUUGGUGUCAAGUUCUUUGAGUGGUUUUCAAUGCAUCUGCCAUGUGCUCCUGUACUACUUGUGAUUAAUACAUGCAUUCAAAAUGUUAACAAGAUAAGUAA
This is a messenger RNA of Lotus japonicus, 2105 nucleotides long. RefSeq lists its product as uncharacterized. The coding region runs from base 244 to 1398 and encodes 384 amino acids. The record is from RefSeq and is a predicted model, not a curated record. Gene Ontology annotation, molecular function: DNA-3-methyladenine glycosylase activity. The transcript is spliced from 5 exons. Gene Ontology annotation, biological process: base-excision repair. Lineage: Eukaryota; Viridiplantae; Streptophyta; Magnoliopsida; Fabales; Fabaceae.